Loxodonta africana (African savanna elephant) is the source of this 1712-nucleotide messenger RNA. RefSeq names its product transmembrane protein 97 (gene TMEM97). The record is from RefSeq and is a predicted model, not a curated record. The coding region runs from base 82 to 615 and encodes 177 amino acids. Gene Ontology annotation, cellular component: endoplasmic reticulum. Lineage: Eukaryota; Metazoa; Chordata; Mammalia; Proboscidea; Elephantidae. The transcript is spliced from 3 exons.
UGGGCCUCCGCGGCCCGGUGUCCUGGGCCUCCGCGGGUCUCGGCGAGCCGCACCGUGGCUGCUGCUCGGCCCACCCUACGGAUGAUGGGGGUUCUGAGCGCCAGGCGCGGCCUCGAGUGGCUGCUGUGCUUCUACUUCCUGUCCCACAUCCCCAUCACCCUGUUCAUAGACCUGCAGGUGGUGCUGCCGCGCGAACUCUAUCCGGCCGAGUUGAGAAACCUGCUGCAGUGGUAUGCUAAGGAGUUCAAAGACCCUCUGCUACAGGACCCUCCAAUGUGGUUUAAGCCCUUCGUGUUUUGUGAGCUUGUUUUUCAGCUGCCUUUCUUUCCCUUUGCAACAUAUGCCUUCUUCAAAGGAGGCUGCAAGUGGAUCCGCAUCCCUGCAAUCAUCUACUCAGUCCACACGAUGACCACUUUAAUUCCAAUUCUCUCCAUGCUGCUAUUUGAGGAUUUCUCCAAAGCCAGUGGUUUCAAAGGACAAGGACCCAAGACUUUCCAUGAACGACUAACCCUUGUAUCUGUCUAUGUCCCCUACUUUCUCAUCCCUCUCAUGCUGCUCCUUUUCAUGUUGCGGAGCCCCCACUACAAGUACGAGGAAAAAAGAAAGAAAAAAUGAGGGAAAUAAGCAUUGGCCUCGGGGAAAAGAUGCCCAUAGGACAUAUUCCUGUUAGACCCAAUACAUGGAAAACUGCUCAGAACCUAUGUCUUUAGCAGCAUUUGAAACACACCGGCAGCAAUAUACAAGAGCACAGUGCUGGCAAGAGCCGAGACAACGUCGCCUUCCAGGGACACUGGGAUGAACAGCCUGAUCACCUGACGUUGGCUGGAGGGAGGCAGGUAGGUUGUAGGGCAGUGGUGCCCAACACCUCACUGUGUGCCCAAGUUCCACUUCAGGAUUACUAGGAGCAGGACCAGACCAGACACAGGAUAAGCUACCAAGAAACAUGGCCUACUUAGCAUAUUGGUGAGUCGUUUGACCCACAAUAUACACGUGACUAAACCCCUGACUCACGAUUCUCUACAGCAUGUCACUGAUCAGCAAAAUGAAAUAGUGGGAUGUUUCUGGCAGUUCUGAAGUUUGAAGUUAGGCCUCCUUAAUACUAAUUCCAAAAUCAUGUCUUAUUUCCCCUUCCUCCCUUAGCCCAGGAAAAAAGAGAGAGAACAUUCUGCAAAGCCUGACUUUCUGUCAGAAAUGGGUUAAACUAGAAGGUGUUUGGUUUCUGUCUUAUGCAGGUCACCCCAAGAGUAGAGAUUUUUAAAGUCACCUUGCUCAUCUUCUUUUCAAUUUUUAGUCUUCUAUUUUUAGAGACCUAACCUAUUAGUCCCUUUCCUCUGAAGUCUGUUAUCGCAAACCUGACCUGAAAGUGUGCUUUUUGAUGGUUAGCUUUCUCCUUCCUAGUACAGUUGACUCAUUCCUUCCAUCCUGUUCUCGAAGCGGGGGGAGGGGCAGCUGGGCAGGACCUGCCCAGUGUGUGCAUACAGGGCUACUGUAUGUCAGUGCUUGGUGUUCCAUGAGCUCUCUCUGAAGUUUGUACCCAAAGCCAGCCCUAAAAAAAAGGGACCUGUGAACACAUGUAGAAAAUAGUAGAAACGGAUCCCAGUCAGUUCCCUCUGUUUUUGCCUAUUUUUUCCUCACACAGGCCAUAUCUGGCCUGACUGUUGAUAGUAUUGUCUGACUUGUGUAUGUCCAAAUAAAGUAGCUGCUGACCACUG